Lactuca saligna is the source of this 1328-nucleotide messenger RNA. The record is from the annotation of a GenBank genome assembly. NCBI's taxonomy places the organism in Eukaryota, Viridiplantae, Streptophyta, Magnoliopsida, Asterales, Asteraceae.
CUAUUGUUAAUUUGAUAGGUGCCUCCAAACUCAAAUUUCACCUGCCAAAACCGACGAAAAAAUUUAUUUAAAAACAAUUAAACACAAAAAGUUCCAAGUCUUUUCAAGAAUUGAAUAUGAUCUUUUGCCAACAUCAAACUCCCAUUUCUUCACCCAUACCCUCCUCUUGACCCACCUGACCCACUAAUCUCCCUCUAUAUAUACAUACAUACGCAAAGAUGAAAAUUUAUAUCAAAAAACCUGAAAAGAUUUCACGUAACAACAAAGAAAUGGAUAACAAACACUUGCAAUUUUCUUCAAUCUUGAUUGCUCUUAUCAUCGUCUUUUGUGCACAUUUUGCUAUCUCUCAAGAAGUUGAUGAUGAAAGUGAGUUCACUUACGAUAUGAAUAGUCCAAACGGGCCAGAUCAUUGGGGAGAGAUCCAUCCUGAAUGGAGAUUGUGUAAAAAAGGAAAGUUGCAGUCUCCGAUUGAUCUCACACAUAAAAGGGUUCAUACAACCUCUAAACUUGGAAAAAUUAAUAGAGAUUAUAAACCUGCAAACACAACUCUUAUUAAUAGAGGCCAUGAUUUGAUGUUGAGAUGGGUCCGAGGAGCAGGACAUAUUCAUAUAAACAAAACUAAGUAUCAACUUAACCAGCUUCAUUGGCACACUCCUACAGAACACACCAUCAAUGGUCGAAGGUUUAAUCUAGAGCUACACUUAGUUCAUCAAAGCAGAAAUAAAAGAAUUGCAGUGGUUGGAAUCUUGUAUAAGAUCGGUCAUCCUGAUUCGUUUCUAUCAAAGUUGGAACCAUAUCUUAAAGCAUUAUGUUCUAAGAGAAAGGUUGAAAAAAGAGUGGGAAUAAUUGACCCUCGAAAAAUAAAGAUUGGAAGCAAAAAAUAUUACCGAUACAUUGGCUCGCUUACGACUCCUCCAUGCACCGAAAAUGUUGUUUGGACCAUUGCUAAAAAGGUAAGAACGGUUUCACGAGCACAACUUCGUUUAAUCCGCAAGGCUGUUCAUGAUGAUGCUGGGGCUAAUGCGAGGCCUCUUCAACCACUGAAUAACCGUUUGUUGAUGCUUUAUAGACCAGACGACCAUUAAAAAUAUUAAGCGGAUUGGCGAAUUUUUAUCUAAUUUAUUGCUCAAUGUUCCUAUAUUAUUUUAUUAAUUUGUUGUGAUAUUGUAUAUGUAUAAUAAGAUUAUGGUUAACGUAAAUCAGUAAUAAUUCGGUAUUUUUAGUUUCCAUACGCAUCCAAUUUAGUUUCCAUAUUAUAUCAUGUGCGAUUAUACACACAUCACCUAGUUAUCUUUGUUGAAAUCUUGAUCGUCAUGGCGUCAUUUGGG